GUGAUCUAUUUAGCGACUGAGGGUCCUACUGGGCCUUUUGCUUAGACAGAGCCAGUUCCUAUAAGUGAUGGAGGGGAAGCGGGCUUCGAGAGGGGUCCCCCUUUUCCGAUUCAUCUUCCUCAUCUCUAGAACAGUGAAUCAGAAUGGGCAUCAUUUCCAGCGAUAAAGCCGCCUUGGUUUUCGGAGCUAGUGGGAUCUCCGGCUGGGCGGUGACAAAGAGCCUGUUGGAGUAUCCAACUCCCAGUACCUUUUCUCGGGUGAUCGGCCUGACACAUCGUCCUCAGAUGAGAGAGGAUUUGGGUCUCCCCGAAGAUCCGAGGCUGGAGGUGUACUCCGGGAUCAACUUACGGGCAGACCUGGAUGAGGUAAUGAACCAGAUGCACGAGACCAUUCCGCAUCUGGACCAGGUCACACAUGUAUACUAUCUUGCGUACUCCAAUGCCACCGCAUACACGGAAAAUGUGAUGGAGAUCAAGCGCAUCAAUGUCGCCAUGACUUAUAACGCCGUCCAUGCCAGCGAUAGGCUGUGCAAAAACAUGUCCUUCUUCGUGCUGCAAACAGGAACAAACAACUACGGUGUCGCCGUCUUCCAACAUAUCGACAAGCUCACCUUUCCCACGCCUCUCAAGGAAGACGCUCCUCGCGUUCCGUCUCCGUACGGCGACGAGAUUUUCUACUACGGCCAGGUUGAUUUGAUCCGGGAGGCAGUUCAAGGGAAGAGCUGGGGUUGGUGUGAGGUCCGUCCGGACGCCAUUAUCGGCCACGUCCCCAGCACCACGAGCAUGACCACCGUUGAACCAAUCGCUCUCUAUCUCUCCCUAUACCGAUACGUUAAUGGUCCCGGAGCCACCGUCCCAUUCCCAGGCACGCCAACCAACUACGUCUACACCUACACGGACUCGUCCCAAGACAUAAUAUCGCGAGCUGAAAUCUACCUCUCGGUAGUGAAGCCAACCGAAGCGAACGGGGAAGCAUUCAACAUCGCGGACACUGCCACCUUAGGUCCCUGGUCCAUCAAGUGGCCAAUCCUGACCGAGUACUUCGGUCUAAAGGCCACCGGCCCCACGCAAAAGGACUACGCGCCCUUCGAACAGUGGUGGAACGAUCACCAGGACGACUACGACCGCAUGUGCAAGGAAUACGGACUCAAGAAGCGAGUCAUCGGGCCGGAAACCUGGAUCUUCGUCUACGCCGGGUUCAAGCUGCUAGACCGAAACCGGGAGUUCAGUCUAGACAAAAUCCGUAGCAUCGGGUUCACGGAGGAACGACCAGUGGGUCAAGGCCAUAUUGCAGCCUUUGAUCGCAUGGCUGCGGCGCAUAUCAUCCCGUCACCGGCCCAGCUUCGCUUAUCUGAGCCGGGUGCUGAGAGAAAAGAGGAGUUUAGUACCCAUGUCCCAUCUGCUGCUGCUAAAGUGUCAAGCGUUCUAUAAUGAGACCCCAAAAUUGCUCAGAUAACCUUAUUUUCCAUAUCUCCUCGACACUUCUAUAUUAAACUGCUGGCCUUUCAGUGCUGCAUGGAAAUAUCCAAUGAAGUAUCUCUUCUGAGUGCCUAUUUCCUUCAACAUAUUCUCCCCUUUGAACUAAGCUGAAUCACUGACUAGAAACGGACCAUUUA
This is a messenger RNA of Aspergillus ibericus CBS 121593, 1615 nucleotides long. RefSeq names its product SDR family oxidoreductase. The coding region runs from base 144 to 1430 and encodes 428 amino acids. The transcript has 4 exons. The record is from RefSeq and is a predicted model, not a curated record. NCBI's taxonomy places the organism in Eukaryota, Fungi, Ascomycota, Eurotiomycetes, Eurotiales, Aspergillaceae.